Molecule: messenger RNA, 764 nt
Organism: Trichoplusia ni (cabbage looper)
Lineage: Eukaryota; Metazoa; Arthropoda; Insecta; Lepidoptera; Noctuidae
Gene: MHF1
Product: centromere protein S-like
Exons: 4
Coding region: 186-764 (192 amino acids)
Biological process (GO): resolution of meiotic recombination intermediates; replication fork processing
Cellular component (GO): FANCM-MHF complex; Fanconi anaemia nuclear complex
Molecular function (GO): protein heterodimerization activity; chromatin binding
Source: RefSeq, a predicted model, not a curated record
UUCAAGAAGUCCAGUGGAUGUGAAUUUGCAUUACCGAAGAAAACUUUAUUACUUUAAUUAUACUGUACUGUGUAAUACGUCUACUAUACAUAGCUCUUCUGGGUUUUCAUCUUUUAAAUUGUUUGAAAUCAAGAAUAAUAGUAAUAUUUGUUUAAACUUCUUUAACUUAAUAAAACACGUAAAAGAUGACAUCAUUUGAAUCCUUAACAUCGACACAGAAAAUUCGCGCCACUCUGCAUCGUGAUGUUCAGGCAAUUUGUACGGAAACUUGUCAUUUCCUUGGGCUUGAAAUAACAAAGCCUGCUAUGGAAAUUGUAGCAGAGCUGCUUUAUAAGAAGCUAUCUGUUUAUGGUACAGAUUUGGAAGCUUUUGCCAAGCACGCCAAGCGAUCAACGAUCAACUCGGAUGAUGUCAAACUCCUGGUUAGAAGGAGUCCAUCUUUGAAAAAUCAUCUAAAUACUUUAGUACCUAACACAAACACUCCAAAAGAGAAGCGAAGAAAAACCGAAGCGGGCAAAGUAUCGAUAUCACCAGCUUCUGAACCUAAGGAACCACUAAAUCUAGGUGCGAAGAAAACUGUGAUACAGACUCCAAGACAAAAAGACCCGGAGACAUCAACAUCGAAAGAUAAGAUACCGAAAGCAAGAGAUGAAGAGACAAAAGAGAAAGAAACUUCUUCCAAACUGAUAGAAAAAAAAAGAACUCUGGAUGAUGAGUCUAAAAAUAUGGUUAUAGAUGAGAUGAUUGAUUUGACGAUAGAUUGA